AUGUACAUCAUUAAUCGAGUUAUCGAAGCCAUCAACAUGCCACUGUCGCCGAAGUAUCUGCGCGUCACGGCCAUCCUCAUCGCAAUCUAUAAAGUGCUUACGGCACACGUUUUCCUGUUUGUGAUGCUGCUCGGGCUGGCCCAUGCCGAGGAGAUGAGCACCAUCCUGCAGAUGAGCAUCGCGGAACAGAAGUGUGAGUACUUCUGGACGACGAACGACCAAGGCGAGUCGAACAACGAAUGGCGCUUCCGAUCUGCGGAAAAGCUCGCUUCCGCGACACUUUGCAUACUGUACAUCGGGACGACGGUGGCCACCAUCUACGUGCUGAGCUGUCUGGGGCUGCUGAUCGGUACGCUGCGCAACCGGCACGAGUUCUUCAUCCCCUGGAUGGUGGUCGAUUUCUUCGGCACGCUCGCCAUCGGUUCGAUCGUGUUGGCUUGUGGCUGCAACGAUUCCACCUUCCAGUACGUGGCCAAAUGGGAAUACUGGGGUUUCUGCGUGAUUAUGCUCGUGUUCAACGCGACCGUUUGGGGUGUGAUUCGCUUGUUCUACAAAAACCUCGUCCACAUGACGAAACUGCGCGAGGUGGCGAUUGUGGCGAUUCCGUGCCCGGCUGCACCGACGGCCGGCCCCGGUACGGCCACCGGGCCGCCGUGCAAGGACAAAACCGGAUUGCCCGUGGCCCCACCGUACCACUAUCGGAAGGAAAACAUGCACCUGAGCGACGGUGGACUGAAGCACAUUCUCUUCGAUGCCAAUGAGGCCAACUAUCUGGUUUAA
Molecule: messenger RNA, 780 nt
Organism: Anopheles marshallii
Lineage: Eukaryota; Metazoa; Arthropoda; Insecta; Diptera; Culicidae
Exons: 4
Coding region: 1-780 (259 amino acids)
Source: RefSeq, a predicted model, not a curated record